GGCGGGAGACGGCGGCCGGGGACGACUCGGAGAAGAAGCCUCGUGGUGUGAGACAGGGAUACGUACACAAGCCCUUCCUGUACUCGCGCUACUACAGCGACUCUGAUGACGAGGUGACGGUGGAGCAGCGCAGACGCUCGGUGGCCAAAGACAAAGAGGAGCGUCUGUUGAAGCGGCAGCAGAACCGCGAGCGAAUGGAGGAGAAACGCAGACUGAGAGCAGCUCAGAACGAGGAACAGGAUCGGAAGAAACUGGCCAGUCUCUCUGCGGAUCAGAGACCUCGAGCCAAAGAGGCUCGAAAAGAGAAGAAGUUUCUUGAGAAGAAAGUGGCUCUGAGCAGACAGAGAAAGAGAGACUCCAGAAAAGAGGAUGAGAGGAAGAAAAGUGAUACUGAAGGUGAUUCAGUCAAUAAAGAUGUGAAGCCCGCGGGUCUGAAGCGACGGCCGUCUGAUCUGGAGGAGCAGCAGCGCAGGAGGAAGACAGACAGCGAGGAGAAAGUCCCUGAAAAAAACCGCAUUCAUUCCUUCAUCCUGGACCUGGAGCUGGGAACAGAAGAACGCCGGAAAACCGUUCGCAAAGACUCGCUUUCCAAAGAAAAGGAGCGCAAAGAGAAGGAGAAAGAGCGUGGCGUCCCUGACGAACGGCUCAAGCACAAACACAAGACGGAGAGCAGGAAGAGCGGAGACGCCACGGCCGACGAGAAAGAUGGAGGGACUGCGAAAGGAGCAGCUGAUGAGAAGAAGGGGUCAAAGGUCAAGCAAGACAGGAAGAGUUCUGUGUCUUCCCGAGAAGGCAAGACAAGUGUGUCUGAAGCGACAGAUGAAGGGAAUCUGAAGAAAGGAAAGAUGGCUGUGAAUGAGAAGGAGAAACCGAAGGGUGAUUCAAAGCAGCUCCGGCGUCUGGACUCCACCGGCUCCUCAGAGGAGAGGUCAGAGGUCGAGACAGGUUCAGAGGUCAGCCAGAAGAAAGACAAGCAGCCUAAAGAGAUUCCCAAGAGGUCAAAGAGCCUCUCGGAGGCUAAACCGGGAGAGAAGCCCAAGGUACGGAUGGAUAGGAAGGAUUCGUCUGUGGACAAGACUCAUCCGCAGAAAUCUGGCUUGGAAACCGAAGGACUGAAGGUCAAAUCCCUAACGGAGAAACACAAGUCUAAAUCCCAGAAUCCCAAAUCAGAGAAAAAAAUAGAAGCCAAGACUAAACCAGGAACUUCAGAACAGAAAAAAGACGACAAGAAAACUUCAGAGGAGAAAAUGAAGGACGCGAAGGUUGUGAAGAAAACGACUGAGAAGAAGGGGCAGAAAGAUUCAGACAGUAAGUUGGGAGGGAAGGAGAAUCUGCCAGAUACCGUCUCCAGUACCACACCUUUACCUGACGACCCUUACGCCACCCUGAGCGACGUCACUCCCGAAUCUGAGGACGAGGAGGCGGUGCCUAAAGAGCCCCGCCCUCUGUCUGCAGAAGCCGACGCCCUCUUGAGCCUGAUGGACGUCCGCACCUCACAGCAAGAAACGGAGGCCGAUAGGAAGAUGAAGGAGGCGGCGCUCACGCUGCUCUCCAUGGAUCCGGAUAUCACUCGCUCCUCGGAUCUCACAGCCACAGACUCUCAGAUCGCAGUGGAGACACUUCCUGUAGGCAUUGUGGACACAGGAAGUGUGUUGGAGUGCUCUGAGACCGAGUCCGGUGUAAUCACUAUAUCUGCCGCCGCAGCGGAGCCCAUGGAGACAGAGGCUCCCGGGUCACAGGAAGUGACAUCAGAGACUGGUGAUGAGCAGAUGGAUAAGAGAGACGCUCAAAUGUGUACAGGAGACGCAGCUGAAUCUACACCAGCGACCAAUGCAGACGCAGCUCAGUCCACGCAGACUCUCACUGCAGACACUGCUGAAUCCAUGCAGACCGUCACUACUGAAGAUGCAGCUGAACUCUCGCCAGCGGUCCCUCCAGAUACAGCCGAGUCUGCGCAGACCCACAAUGCAGAUAAAAACAACACAGAUUUAGCUGAGUCUGCGCAGAUCUUCACAACAGAGAUUGAAACUGAUGAGCCUGAGCAGACCCUCAUUGCAGACACAGCCGAACCUGCGCAGACCCUCAACGUAGACACAGCCGAGCCUGCGCAGACCAUCACCGCAGAUACAGCCGAGCCUGCGCAGACCCUCAACGUAGACACAGCCGAGCCUGCGCAGACCAUCACCGCAGAUACAGCCGAGCCUGCGCAGACCCUCAACGUAGACACAGCCGAGCCUGCGCAGACCCUCAUCGCAGAUACAGCCGAGCCUGCGCAGACCCUCACCGCAGAUAAAGCUGAGCCUGCGCAGACCCUCAUCGCAGAUACAGCCGAGCCUGCGCAGACCCUCACCGCAGACACAUCCGAGCCUGCGCAGACCCUCACCGCAGACACAUCCGAGCCUGCGCAGACCCUCACCGCAGACACAUCCGAGCCUGCGCAGACCCUCACCGCAGACACAUCCGAGCCUGCGCAGACCCUCAUCGCAGACACAUCCGAGCCUGCGCAGACCCUCACCGCAGACACAUCCGAGCCUGCGCAGACCCUCAUCGCAGACACAUCCGAGCCUGCGCAGACCCUCAUCGCAGACACAUCCGAGCCUGCGCAGACCCUCACCGCAGACACAUCCGAGCUUGUGCAGACCCUCAUCGCAGAUAAAGCAGAGCCUGCGCAGACCCUCACCACAGACACAUCCGAGCCUGUGCAGACCCUCAUCGCAGAUACAUCCGAGCCUGCGCAGACCCUCAUCGCAGAUACAGCCGAGUCUGCGCAGACCCUCAAUGUAGACACACCCGAGCCUGCGCAGACCCAAAUCACAGAUAUAGCUGAGUCUGUACAGACCCUUAUUGCAGAUAUAAAGAACACAGAUACAGCAGAAUCUGCACAGAUCCUCACAAAAGAGAUUGAAACUGAUGAGUCUGCGCAGACCCUCUUUGCAGAUGUAAAGGACACUGAUACCGCGGAGCCAGCGCAGACAGACUCUACAGACACAGGCGCUGCAUCCGUCUCAGACGACCAGGAACAGAUGUCAUCAGAUGCCUCUGAGACGGUGGAGCAGACGGAGAGCGGCACGCGGAGAGGACGGUCAUCCGCUCAGAGGACAGCGAAUCAAACCAGAACUGAUGCUGAAAACGAGCAAGCGGCUACUAAAGAGUGUGAGGAUGAAGAGGAGGAGAGAUCGAGCAGGACACGCAGAGGAAGAUCCUCCAGAGCAUCUGAAACACGCUCUGCUUCACAGCCCAAGGAGGCGGAGCCAGCCGUGGAGGAGGAGCCAAAAGAGCAGAACCGCAGGAGUCUCCGCUCUACAGCUCAGACCAGAGACACUCCUGCAGUGAAACCUGGACUGAAACGGAAGAGAUCAGACGAUCUUCCUGCUUCGGCUCCAGACUCAACAGUAGAGAUGGAGGAACCAGACCAAUCUGCCAAACAGAGAAAAGAUGAAGAUCAGGACACCAUCAAAGCGAGUGAUGAAGAGGAGGAGAGGAAGGAGGAGGAAGAUGUGACCCAGAGACCGACCCGUCGCGGACGACCCUCCAAAACAUCAUCUGCCACAGAUGACUCGGACACCGGAGCGUCAGAGAAGAGAGAGGAUGAUGAAGAGGAGAGCAGAGGAAGAGCGACGACUCGAGCUGCGUCUCGUCUGGAGGCAGAGAGGAAUAAACCCAGCAAACCGUCCACUCGAGCGCUCAGUAAACUCAGCGGGAAAGAGGAAAGCUCCCCGAACACACGGUCGGCGAGGGGACGCAAGCGUGACUCCAGUCCUGCACUUCCUCGCACACGUGGAGCACAGAAAUCUGACGAGCCGCCUUCAAAAAGAGGCAAACGAUGAAGAGUCUGCCUGAUCUCCUGGAGUUCACUGGGAAAUCAAUCUGAAUCAACAUGAUGGAGAUCUGCAGACGGAGGAAGAAGAGCUGCUGUGUGUGUAACUCAUCCAGUUCAUCAGAAACUGUGUGUGUGUGUGUGUCAGAGAUGCUCAUUCUGUGAAUGUCAGUAUUUUUUAUUUUAUAUUUUACCUUUUUAUUAUAAACCCUAAUAUUGCUCUGAUCCAAUUUUAGGUGUUUUUAGAUUUUUUUUUUUUUUUGCAAGUUUUUAAUUGUUAUUUGAUGUUUCUGUGAGCUUGUGUGUGUGGUUCAGAAUCCGUGGCUCGUGUGUUAUUGGGUGUUUACUGCUGCAGGAAACAGCUGUGAUCUCGUUUCUUCCAGCAGGAGGAUCUCUUCAGAUGAACCAUUCACUUAUUCCCUUCAUUUACAGCUCAGUCCCUCAGACACACUGCACAAGUGAUCAGAACAUGACAGAAAAACCUUUACAGUUGUGCUUACAGUAAUUAAAACCUGAUCCCUUGUAUAAUGCUAAAACAUA
This is a messenger RNA of Carassius auratus (goldfish), 4357 nucleotides long. Its product is annotated as biorientation of chromosomes in cell division protein 1-like 1. Gene Ontology annotation, cellular component: Set1C/COMPASS complex. The record is from RefSeq and is a predicted model, not a curated record. The coding region runs from base 195 to 3827 and encodes 1210 amino acids. The transcript has 19 exons. Gene Ontology annotation, biological process: replication fork processing. NCBI's taxonomy places the organism in Eukaryota, Metazoa, Chordata, Actinopteri, Cypriniformes, Cyprinidae.